AUUCUAGGCGCUAACGGUUCUUCAAAUAAAAGUCGAAAAUCGCAAUCGUCGCGUGCGUUCAAAGGUUUUUGGAAAGUUUUUGAAAUCAAAAAACGUUAUUAAAAACAAAGUGAACAAACACUUUUGGAGAAACUCAAAAUCCAAAAGUCAUCUAAAUUUGAAAAAAUAAUCAACUAGCAUCCACACUAGCAUCUCUCGCAUAGAAAUGGAUUCCGCCGCCGCUGCCGCCGCCGCCAAGCGCGUUCAGAUCGAAAAGGCCCACAACUUCAUGCGCCAAUAUCGUGAUCCGGAGUCGCGGGAGCUGAAGAAGCUGUCCGCCAAUCAGUUCAUGGAUGUCUGGGCCCACUACGACAAAGAUGGAAAUGGCUACAUUGAAGGCACCGAGCUAGAUGGCUUUCUGCGGGAAUUCGUGUCGAGUGCCAAUGCCACGGACAUCAAUCCAGAGGCUGUCACGGACACCAUGCUCGAGGAGCUGAAGUCCUGCUUUAUGGAGGCCUACGAUGACAAUCAGGAUGGCAAAAUCGAUAUCCGAGAGCUCGCUCAACUUUUGCCCAUGGAGGAGAAUUUCCUUUUGCUCUUCCGCUUCGAUAACCCACUGGAGUCCAGUGUUGAAUUCAUGAAGAUCUGGCGUGAAUAUGACACUGAUAAUUCGGGUUAUAUUGAGGCGGAUGAGCUCAAGAAUUUCUUGCGCGACUUACUCAAAGAGGCCAAAAAGAUCAAUGAUGUGUCCGAGGACAAGCUCAUUGAAUAUACUGAUACAAUGCUUCAAGUAUUCGAUGCCAACAAGGACGGUCGUUUGCAGCUGUCGGAAAUGGCCAAAUUACUUCCGGUUAAAGAGAACUUCCUUUGCCGCCAGGUGUUUAAGGAGGGCAUUGAUGGCGCUACCAAGCUAACCAAGGAGGAUAUUGAAAAGGUCUUUUCCCUCUACGAUCGGGAUAACAGUGGAACAAUUGAGAAUGAAGAGCUGAAGGGCUUCCUCAAGGAUCUCCUAGAGCUGGUCAAGAAGGAUGACUACGAUGCCCAGGAUCUGGCAGCCUUUGAGGAGACCAUUAUGCGGGGAGUGGGACACGACAAGCACGGCAAGAUCUCGCGCAAGGAGCUGACCAUGAUCCUGCUGACACUGGCCAAAAUGUCGCCAGAUGAGGAGUAAGCUCAAUCAGGGCCCAAAAUCCCAGCAAACAUCCCAAUAAGAUUUUAGCAGACUCUAUUUUUGUCACCCAAUCGAGGGGAAAAAUACAAAUGAAGGCCAUCGAGGGCCUUGAGGCAAUUGUUUACUUUAGAACUGCAUCCCAAGGGGGCAGUAAAGAAAAAGAUUUUGGAAUAGAGGGACAGGAGAUCCUGAGAGACAAGGGAUCCUGUCCGAAAACAAAGCUAUUGGUAAAAUAUAAUAUAAAUGUUUCAAUCUUAAAUAAAUGUUUAUCGUACGUUAAGCUGUUGAGAGUAUAUUUCCCCAAAACGAAAAAAAAUCAAACCAAAGCGGAGAAUUAUCCAAUCAAACAAUUUGCAACUCAGAAUCGAGCCACUUUAAGUAAACAACUAAGAAAUAUAAGAAAGAAAUAUAACAUCAAGAGAUCAGUACAUCGAUUUUAUAUUAUAUUAUAUAUGUAUUUAUAUUUUCUAUGUGUAUUUGCAUAAAGUAUUUUAUUUAAUUACCAAUUAAAAUUUGAAAUAAAAUUACCUACAUUUAAGCGAAAACAAGCAAAUCAGUAACGAUUUAUUUGAGAUUAUAUAAGUAUAAACUAUGUAGAUAAUUGUUGUUAAUAAUUGUGAAAAUGGAUAACUUUUAAAAUUGCAACAUAGCAAGUAUUCUUUGCCAAGGCUCUACUCAAACAUCUAUAUACGUGUACUAUGUGUAUUUGAACCUAUGUAUAUCUCCCGCAAACAUCAAUCAAUCAAUCAAGAGCCACUUGCCACAGCCCUGAGGAUGGACGCACCUAAUACAGGUAAAAGCAAAUGCAUCUGCCGCCACCGCCCCAGGACACGACAGUGUCAAAGUACGAAGGGUAGACGCCACCUGCUGUUCGAAUGCAUCCAGUUGGACACUCGUCCUUGUCGUGGCUCAAGUGCUGCAACAGCCAUUUUCCAUCCGAGGAUUUUCAACAAGAGGAGAUUGUAAGGCAGAGAUUUAGAUUCAGAGCAACUGGCAAGCAUUUCCAUUUCAAUUCCUGGCCUGUAAGAAAAACAAAUCGGAAAACUAAUACUAAAAUUUAACCUACAAAGCUAUGAACUAUCCAAUAUUUUUUUCAAGGUGCUAUAGCUAUAUACAUAUACAACUCGAAUGAAUCCUUUCAAAAUUUUAUUUCAUUGCUCUUGGAAACCUAACUAGAACAAAUACUCUAUAUUACUAACUUAAGCUUUAAAGUCAAGACAAAGGCGGUAUUUGCACAAGGAUUUAUUUUGGAAAUAAUGCUUACAAUCAUUUUAAAAAUAAACCCUUGUGUAAACCCAAUUGUACGUAGUGACAAAAUGAAAACUCGUACGCACCCGUACAAGCAACAAAAUGCCAACUUAAUAUAUAAAUAAACUAAUUACGAUACAACUCUAUAUGGUACUUAUGCUAAACCUAAGAUAUUGUUCAAACCACUUGCAUGUAAAGCUUCGAAACGGACUUUCUCAAUAUACAAAUAUCGAAUAUCUAUAUGGAUAAAUGUCUAAUACUAUACAAAUACAGCAGAAAUGUUUUAAUAAAAUAAAUACAAUCUAUGCAGACAUCAAGGGGUCAGCACUCCAAAA
Messenger RNA from Drosophila bipectinata, 2733 nucleotides. RefSeq names its product Calbindin 53E (gene Cbp53E). Gene Ontology annotation, biological process: regulation of presynaptic cytosolic calcium ion concentration; regulation of long-term synaptic potentiation. Gene Ontology annotation, cellular component: synapse; cytosol; dendrite. The record is from RefSeq and is a predicted model, not a curated record. NCBI's taxonomy places the organism in Eukaryota, Metazoa, Arthropoda, Insecta, Diptera, Drosophilidae. Gene Ontology annotation, molecular function: calcium ion binding.